Messenger RNA from Trifolium pratense (red clover), 5396 nucleotides. Its product is annotated as ENHANCER OF AG-4 protein 2-like. Lineage: Eukaryota; Viridiplantae; Streptophyta; Magnoliopsida; Fabales; Fabaceae. Gene Ontology annotation, biological process: regulation of transcription by RNA polymerase II. The coding region runs from base 307 to 4551 and encodes 1414 amino acids. The transcript is spliced from 12 exons. Gene Ontology annotation, cellular component: nucleus. Gene Ontology annotation, molecular function: double-stranded DNA binding; transcription coregulator activity. The record is from RefSeq and is a predicted model, not a curated record.
GAUUGCUGGAAACCAAAAAGAAAAAAAAAAAUCAGAAAAUUCCAUCGAGGUCCCAUCCAUCCCUAACACUCUUUCUGGGCAGGCAAACCCAAAAACGCAAACGCGAAAUCAAUAAGCGAUUCUCACAAAUUACAAAAUAAUCAAAAUCUUUUACUAUUUUCGCUCAAUUCCCCUAAUCCCCUUUCACCUCCGCCGCUGAAAAUCCUUCUCCACUUUCCCCGCGGCGCCACCGCGGGAUUUUUCUAGGGUUUUUCCGAUCCUACCUUUUCCCUUCCUCUAUUCUUCCACAACGUCGUUCUCCGAGUCAUGCCUCCCGCGCGUCGACGCGGUGCGAAUAAGGCCAAGACGAACGGUCACUUACGUUUAGGCGAUCUCGUUCUUGCUAAGGUUAAAGGCUUCCCUGCUUGGCCUGCAAAGAUAAGUAGGCCGGAAGAUUGGGAGAAAGCCGCUGAUCCUAAGAAAUAUUUUGUUCAGUUUUUUGGCACCAAAGAGAUAGCUUUUGUUGCACCCCCAGAUAUUCAGGCAUUUACAAGUGAGUAUAAAAAUAAGUUGACUGCUCGGCUUCAAGGCAAGACAAAGUACUUUGCCCAAGCUGUGAAGGAAAUAUGUGCUGCUUUUGAUGAGAUACAGAAACAGAAGAGUAGUGGUGACGACACUGAUGAUUCUCGGAUUGGUUCAGAAGCUCCUCCUGUUGACGAGGCAGUGGGUAAUUCAAAGGAUACAACUGAUGCUAUGACGUCUGAUGCAGAAAAGGAUAACAUUUAUGGGAGUAAUGUUGGCUCUAAUUUGGAGGACUGUUUACCGAAAACCAGAGAGAGGGGUAACCUAGAUGAAAAGCUCACUGAGUCUGGCCGUCCAAAGGAAAGUUUUUCUGGUUCAGAGAUAAAGAAGAAUUCUAGCAAACCUACUGUUAAAGGUGCAAGUAAUGUUAAUGAUUUUGGUCAACAUGAUAACGGAAAUAGUGUCUCAACAAAUGGGAGUAAGCCAAGAAAGCUUCUUACUGGUUCAAAGAAGAAAAGUGAAGUUGCAGAUAAUAGAAACAAAAAUGGUGGAUCUACCGGAACACUUUUGAAGGUGGGAAAUUCUACUGGAAGUGGUGAUCUUUCCAGGUCGAGGGAGGCAUUUAAAACUGGCAAAGGGAAAGAUACAUCUGCUGUUAAAUCAGAUUCCCCAGACACUCUUAGACCAGGGUCGAAUGGUAAUACUGGAGAAAAAAGUAAGAACUUAAUUUCAAAAAAAGCAAGUCUUGAAGUAAAAAAUGAAUUACAGGAGAUCAUGUUUGAUGCUAAGGAGUCUGAUGGCAAAAACUCAAUUAUGGAAAAGAAGAACCAAGUUCAUGCAAAGCAUAAUGUGGGAGCAAAUGAGUCCUUACAUGCUACAAAGAAGUUAAAACGCAUGGAUGCUAGAGAUGAGUUACCUUCAGGGCACAUUCCAAAAGAUGUGAAAAGUCCUUUGCCUUGCUCUACUUCUGUUGAAGAUAAAUCAUCUAAAAUGUUAGAGUUGAAAAGGUCCACAUCAAAUUCAAAAGGAAAAAGCUCUGUCCAUGAGUUGGUACCUGUGAUCAAACAACAUAGCCAAGUUCAAAAAACUAUGCCUGAUUCUGAUACUAUUGCUUUUGAUGAGAAAAAAGAAUGGAAUAAUCUUAAACUGAAAGGUGAUACGAAGAAUGUUAUGACAAAACAAGUACAGAGAAAACGUAAAGCUGUUUGCCUUCAUGAAGACGACGAUGUACCUAAAACUCCUGUUCAUGGAGGAGCUGCAAAAAAUAUGAAAUCACCUUUUGCUACAGGGGUCAAGAAGGGAAAUAAUGCACAUUCUGAGAAAUCUGAUGCUGCUUGCAGAAAUUCUAGUCAACUUGAGGAUGCUCAUUUGAAAGAGCCAUCUUCUCAAUUACAUAAUGAUACAUCAUCAAUUAAGCAUCCUGAAAAAGUGAAAGCUGAUGAAGUCAAUCAUGUGCAUGUUCCUCAUAGUCAUGAUAAGUUAGAUUCAAAGCAGUUUCCUUCUAAGGUGGCAAAAGUAAGCUCUGCCUCACCAGUAAAAUCACCUCAUCCAGUUCCCCCAGCAACAAAGUCAAAUGCUGAGCGGAAUGCUGAGCGGAGUAAAUCUUCCAAACCUAUGGUUAAAGCUUCCAGCAUUGCUACUCAAAAGAAGGCAGAUAACGGGUCUUCAAAAUCUUUACUCAACCUCAGCUCUUCUCAGAACCCAGUUUCUGCUCAUAAGAAGAAGCUGGCAUCUUCAGCUGAAAUUUCUAAGACUACUCCAAAGACAUUGCCUCAGGCAGUUGACGUUCCUGUUUCAACAGUAGAUUUUAAGGAGCUCGAUGCACUGCAUGUUGAUAGAUUUGAAGAGGGUAUGGUAGAAAGAAGUGAUAUAUAUAUUGGUUCUGGGAAUUCAGAAACAUCUAAAAAUAUGAAGCAUCUGAUUGCAGCUGCCCAAGCAAAAUGGAAAAAAGCUCAUUCUCAAUAUCUUUCUUCUGAUAUGCAUCAUGUUCAAGGGGGGACUCCUAGCCCCUCCACUGUUCAGCCAUUUUUUUCUGUCUCAAGUAACUUCGCACAGACAGAUGUGCAGGGAGUUCAUGAGCACACAACUUCGGCUUCUCCACCUACUAAUGAGUAUCACUCUGUAUCUCAAAAUCAGCUCGAUGCUGAUGAAAUUGAGGAGAGAAGAGUAGGUUCUGUGCAAAGGGGUCCUGGUGGAUCGCUCAGUGGUGAUACAGAGGCUGCUGUUGCCCGUGACGCUUUUGAAGGAAUGAUUGAAACUUUGUCAAGGACCAAGGAGAGUAUUGGGCGUGCAACUCGUCUUGCCAUAGAUUGUGCUAAGUAUGGCAUUGCCAAUGAGGUUGUUGAACUUCUCAUCCGGAAAUUGGAAAAUGAAACUAGUUUUCAUCGCAAGGUGGAUUUAUUUUUUCUUGUUGAUUCUAUCACUCAGUGCUCACAUAGUCAAAAAGGAAUUGCUGGAGCUUCUUACAUCCCUAUAGUUCAAGCAGCGCUGCCACGUCUUCUUGGUGCUGCUGCUCCCCCUGGAGCUAGUGCCCGUGAAAAUCGUCGUCAAUGUCACAAGGUUUUGAGGUUGUGGCUUGAGAGGAAAAUUUUGCCGGAGUCUGUUAUUCGCCGUCACAUGGAUGAAAUUGGGGGUUCAAAUGAUGAUAUUACAGUUAGCUAUAACUUCAGGCGUCCAUCUCGUGCUGAGCGAUCUGUGGACGACCCAAUUAGAGAAAUGGAAGGCAUGCUCGUUGAUGAGUAUGGAAGUAAUGCUACGUUUCAGCUUCCUGGUCUCUCUUGCCAUGCGUUUGAUGAAGACGAAGAUGAAGAUUUACAAAUCAAUUCUUGUACGGAUAUGUAUGGUACAUCUCCAGCUGAUCCCACCCCUAAGUUUGGAGGAUCAGAACCUUAUACUAUGACCCCAAAUGACAAGCGCCAUUGUAUCUUGGAGGAUGUAGAUGGUGAGCUUGAAAUGGAAGAUGUUUCAGGUCACCCAAAGGAUGAGAGACCUGUAUAUUUGAACAGUACUGAUGAAACUGAUAUGCUUCUUCAGAGCUCAAAUAGGAAUUUAGACCCCACUUCAAAUAUUUCAGAAGACAUAGUGGCUACUCCAGAGGGUUCCCCUCCAUUACCUCUUGAUUCACCUCCCCUGACCCCACCUUUGCCUUCUUCACCACCCCCUCCUCCUCCUCCUCCAUCAUCUCCUCCCCCACCCCCACCCCCUCCAAUAUUGCAACCCCCACCUCCUCUUCCUUUACCAUCCUCAGCCCCACCAGUAUUAUUGGUUCCUCAAUCAUCUGGACUGCCCCGGCCAUCACAUGUCUCCCAGUCAUUAAUGCCACCUCAGUCAUCAUAUCAGUCAUCGCCAAAGCUGGGGUAUCAGCAGAACGUACCUCAUGACUUUAGUAACUCAACUAGUGGUAACCAAAUAGUUCAAAUGGCUGGUAAUUCUUUUUCUGGAGGACACAGUAAUGCAGUUAUCAAGAAUGAACUAUAUCCACAGCCAUCUGCUUUUGCCCUGGCUACAGGCUCUAGCUCCCAGGAGCCCUCUGGUUUUAACCCUUCAAGACAAUUAGAAUAUGGACAGAAUGAUGUGUAUUUAAAUGCCCAAGUCCAUCAACCUAACCAGCAAUAUCAGCAGGGUAAUGCCCCAUAUGCUCAGAGACAUACACAUCCUGCCCCACCCCAAAAUCCAUCAAAUCAGUACUCAUAUCAAAAUCACACAGUUCAGCAACACCUUCCACAUGCAUUCCAUUCUCCCUUUCCUUUACCAUCUCUUCCUGAUGGCCGGAGGCAAUUCGUUGCUGAUGAGCAAUGGAGAAUGGCAUCCACAAAUAAUCAACAUCAAAAUGGUGUAUGGAGAGGGAUAAAUCCUUCAUGCCCUGGUCCUCCCUUUGGGCAAGAAGGUUUCCGACCACCACUUGAAAGGCCACCAUUAAGCAAUGCAGGUUUUCAGCGAGCAAUUUCAAGCACACUACCUAGUGCACCAGUAUCAGGUGACUUUCUAAAUUUCUUUGUUGCUUUUUUUUUUUUUUUUAUUCUUCACUGUGCUUUGCUUUACUGUAUUUGAUUUUUACUUGUUCCCUUUUCCAGGACAUGGUAUUCCUCAGAUGUUGCCUUCCAGGCCAGACAUUACUGCUGUUAAUUGUUGGAGACCCACUUGAAGUUGAUUGGGUCUUCUUAUUAGAAUUAAUGUUGUUGCUGGUGGAUCAACAUGCACGGCUAUAUAUUGUACUGCAAAGUUAGAUUCGCCUGUGUAGUACAUACAACUUACCUGUGAAGAAAAUUUUGAAAACUUGUGGAGGCUUUUGGCAGGAUUGUGUAUAUUGUAUUUUUUCCUGACAAUGUAUCCCACAGACAUUUGUUCCAAGUUUAGGCCCAUGUUUCUGACUUGGUUUUGGCAAAACAAGAAAGGAUGUAGAACCCUUCCUCAUGCUUUGAAUGAUGUAACUCAGAAUAAGGCAAACUUCAUUACAUAGAAAGACUACUGAUAAUUGAGGUAAAUAGUCAUGCAAUUUCAGAACAGACAAUGCUUUAGUUACUGACUUCGAUUAGUAUGCAAGGAUACCUAUACAUAAUGUAUCAAGAACUCCGGUAAAAAAAUUUACACAGAAAUAUUGAUUGUACAUUGCGAUUUCUUGGUUGCUUUCCUGUACUGUGUAAUGCACACAGUUAGAAUUCUUAGUUUUAUUGUGUUCUUUCAGAAUAGAGCAGGAAUAGGAAGUUUUAACUACAUAUUUUCUUUGGUUUUUGCUGCAAGGUUGUAUACUUAAGAUUUAUGAUAUGUAUGGUGACUUGCCAUGAGAGCUAAGGCAUAAUCUGUCAUCAUAAGAAUCUUGUUAUGUGUUUUUAUCCUUGCUCAUUAUAAUGUUAGUGUCUUCUUUUCUGACCCAUUGUUGGAAAAGAGGUUCAAUA